GAUCCGACAUCACCCUACAUAGCUCCACGUCAAACAAAACGCGAUUCAGCCGAGAAGCCGCCUUGUCCGAUAAAAAAAUUAUUUUUUGGAGAUUUUGAUAAAGUUCAAGCGUACAAAUCCCAUUGCAAUGGUUAGCUUAAUUAAUACAGUGGAUACCGGGCACGAGGAUAUGAUACACAAUGCCGUUUUGGACUACUACGGCCUGCACCUAGCUACUUGUUCUUCAGAUGGUUCUGUAAAAGUUUUCGACGUGAAAAACGGCAAUCAGAUAUUGGUUGCCGACCUCAAGGGUCACCAAGGGCCUGUGUGGCAAGUAGCUUGGGCGCAUCCCAAAUUCGGCAAUUUGCUGGCAUCUUGUUCAUACGAUCGCAAGGUUAUCGUGUGGAAGGAAGGUGCUUCGAAUGAUUGGACUAAAUUCUACGAGUACAACAAUCACGAUUCUUCUGUAAAUUCUGUCGCCUUUGCGCCCGCUGAAUAUGGUCUAAUACUCGCAUGUGGAAGCUCGGAUGGUUCGAUAUCCAUACUAACAUGCAACAUCGAAUAUGGUGUUUGGGACAGCAAGAAAAUAUCGAAUGCGCAUACUAUUGGUUGCAAUGCUAUUUCUUGGUGCUCGUCAACAGUACCAGAACCGGCAUUCGAUCAACGUGCUUCUACUCGUAAUACUGCGGUCAAGCGUCUGGCCAGCGCUGGUUGUGAUAAUUGCGUAAAAAUUUGGCGUGAAGAUGCCGAUCGCUGGGUAGAAGAAAAUCGACUUGAGGGGCACUCUGACUGGGUACGUGAUGUAGCUUGGGCGCCAUCAAUCGGGCUGGCUCGUUCACAAAUAGCUUCUGCGUCACAGGACCGCCAUGUAAUUAUUUGGAAUAGCACUGAUCUAACUACCUGGUCGUCUACAAUUUUGCAUACUUUUGAUGACGUGGUUUGGAGUGUUAGCUGGUCAAUGACAGGCAACAUUUUAGCAGUUACGGGUGGGGACAAUAAGGUGACACUGUGGAAGGAGAACAACGAAAACCAAUGGAUGUGUAUUAACGAUGAUGCGGCGUCUUCAAAUGCACAACAAAACGAACAGCGUACGCUAUAGAAUAGCAUGUAACAGUUAAACAAAUCUACGACAGUGCGCAUAAAACCAAACGCAAAUAUGUUUAUUGUAAACCUUAUUGGGAAACAUUUAUUGCUACACAAAAAUCAAUACUGAUUAAAAAAUAGAUAUCUUAAACGGUUCCCUGUUUGCUACUUCAAUUUUCUUAGGACUGCGCUUCGUCAAAGAUUUCUGGUUUAAAUUAAUAUUAAAAGUUAUAUUCUGAAUUAAAGAUGAUAAUGGCAAUCUUGAGCAUAAGGGACUCGUACUAACGUUUAUGUUCUUUGAUUCUAUAUGCAAAUACUAACCUAAAAACAUACAUUCAUACAUGUCUUAAUAACAACCUAUGUAUAUUACUUUCCUUUGUACUUGCUCAGUAAUUGUGAAAUUGAGUUUGUCGUCUACUAAGGACACAAGUGUAUCGUAAUAUGAAAUAAAAACUUUGU
This is a messenger RNA of Rhagoletis zephyria (snowberry fruit fly), 1521 nucleotides long. It is a transcript of the gene Sec13, whose product is annotated as nuclear pore and COPII coat complex component secretory 13. Gene Ontology annotation, cellular component: nuclear pore outer ring; COPII vesicle coat. The record is from RefSeq and is a predicted model, not a curated record. NCBI's taxonomy places the organism in Eukaryota, Metazoa, Arthropoda, Insecta, Diptera, Tephritidae. Gene Ontology annotation, molecular function: structural molecule activity; protein binding. Gene Ontology annotation, biological process: protein import into nucleus; COPII-coated vesicle budding; positive regulation of TOR signaling.